UUCAUCUUGCAAAACGUUUCUAUGAUAUGGCAGCUGAAGCAAGCCCAGAUGCUCAGGUUCCAGUCUUCCUAGCACUUUGCAAGCUUGGAGUGAUUUAUUCCUUGCAGUAUGUACAAGAAAUCAAUAUAAGGGAAGUAUUCUCACAUAUUGAUAUGGACCAGCUGCUGGGGCCUGAGUGGGACCUUUACCUUAUGACCAUCAUCGCCUUGCUUCUGGGAACAAUUAUAGCUUACAGACAAAGGCAACAUCAGGCAAUUCCCAGACCAGCAGGACUGCGGCCAGCUGUGCCUCAACAAGAACCACCACCAGAGCAUCAACCACCGCAAUAGCAACAAGAGCCUCAGUGAAAGAACUCGAUUUUUCCAAAAGGAACAAUUUUCAUUGUGAUUUAGGACUUUGGAUCAAUGUUCCCUCCCCCAAAAGAGGCGCAAAGAAGUUUAAAAAAAAACAAAGUUUGAAAGCUGCUU
This is a messenger RNA of Pterocles gutturalis (yellow-throated sandgrouse), 467 nucleotides long. Its product is annotated as protein sel-1 homolog 1-like. NCBI's taxonomy places the organism in Eukaryota, Metazoa, Chordata, Aves, Pterocliformes, Pteroclidae. The transcript is spliced from 2 exons. The record is from RefSeq and is a predicted model, not a curated record. Bases 27 to 329 code for a protein of 100 amino acids.